Messenger RNA from Arabidopsis arenosa, 894 nucleotides. NCBI's taxonomy places the organism in Eukaryota, Viridiplantae, Streptophyta, Magnoliopsida, Brassicales, Brassicaceae. The record is from the annotation of a GenBank genome assembly.
AUACGUUAUCAAAUGCUAACCACACGUUUGCGUUUAGUGACCGAAAGAACCAAACUGAUAAAUACUUCUUCUCCUAUGAGAAUAGUUUUUGGUAAAACUUACAUAAUGGGAAUGGUUUUUGGUAAAAUCGUUGUAGAGACUCCUAAAUACACGGUGACUAAAUCCGGCGAUGGUUAUGAGAUCCGUGAAUACCCACCAGCGGUUGCGGCGGAGGUUACAUACGAUGCGUCGGAGUUCAAAGGUGAUAAAGACGGAGGCUUUCAGGUUUUGGCUAAGUACAUAGGCGUGUUUGGCAAACCGGAGAAUGAGAAGCCGGAGAAGAUUGCUAUGACUGCUCCGGUGAUCACUAAAGAAGGUGAGAAGAUUGCUAUGACUGCUCCGGUGAUUACUAAGGAAAGUGAGAAGAUUGAGAUGACUUCUCCGGUUGUGACUAAGGAAGGUGGAGAAGGAGGGAAGAAGAUGGUGACGAUGCAGUUUUUGUUGCCGUCGAUGUAUAAGAAGGCGGAGGAGGCCCCGCGUCCGACGGAUGAGAGGGUUGUGAUUAGGGAGGAAGGAGGGAGGAAGUAUGGUGUGGUUAAGUUUAGUGGUACGGCUUCGGAGAGUGUGGUGAGUGAGAAGGUGAAGAAGUUGACUAGUGAUCUUGAGAAAGAUGGGUUUAAGAUCACCGGAGAUUUCAUUCUUGCUAGGUAUAAUCCGCCAUGGACGUUACCACCGUUUAGGACCAAUGAGGUCAUGAUUCCUGUUGAAUGAAUGAUCCAAAGUUUCCAGCUUUUGGUUUCAAGAACUUGUUUUUAGUUUGUUUCACUGUGUUCGUAGUUGUAAGAAGCAUAACAAUAAUGUAUACAAUGUAAGCUUUUGAAGUUAAAUACUAUAGAAUGAAUUGCUUAUGAAGUU